AUGUCGACAACCCGGUAUACUGUACCAAUUCAUGAAUCGACACAAAUCUUGGAGACUCGUAAACAACUGAACGACAUGGCGAUGCAAUACCCACUCGGAACUCUUGACGACAGGAAUGGAGGUUAUUAUCUCCUAGAUCACGACAAUACAGUUUUAGCCAUCGCGUCUGAUUCCCUAUGCAAAGAACUGGAUGCUGCAAUGGAGGCAGCAAAACGGUACCAUAGCACCCAUACCGAAAUCGACGAAGAAAGCGAAUCCGUUGCACCUCAAAGUGACGAGGCACACUCUGGCCUGUUCAAGCCGAUUGCCACGUGUGCGCUGGAAGCUAUCAUUGGUGUUUCUGAGUAG
This is a messenger RNA of Penicillium mononematosum, 348 nucleotides long. RefSeq lists its product as uncharacterized. NCBI's taxonomy places the organism in Eukaryota, Fungi, Ascomycota, Eurotiomycetes, Eurotiales, Aspergillaceae. The coding region runs from base 1 to 348 and encodes 115 amino acids. The transcript has 2 exons. The record is from RefSeq and is a predicted model, not a curated record.